GCAUUCCUCUAUCAAAGUUAUACGAUCCAAAUCUGCACAUGUAAGUUUCAGUACGUUACUGAGAAGCAAGAGCUUAGGAAAAUUUUUAGCUUCGUAGCCCAGAAUUGUCACAAAGCAGAAUUCCUGUGUGCCUCACAAGCAGAACAAGAGGCUGUUCUUGUUAAAAGGAAGGAGCAAAUUAAAAAGUGACCAGAAUGGCCAGUUCGGGCAAGAAGAUAGCAAGGCCACCACCCGUGAAAAAGCCGACAGGCACUCUUAAAUCUGCCUUCACAGAUGCCAUUGCGACCGCUGUCUUUGUAUUUGCAAGCUCCGUCUUUGGCGAGUUUGCCGGCAUCCUAGAGAAGAAUGGCGUCCCCCCAAUUGUUGCAGGCCUGGGGGUACUGGUGGCGGCUCUGAUUUCUUUGGACACCUUCAACAACACCGUCUUGGGGGAGGGAGUCUUGAACAAUCCCAGCAAUACGCUGGCCUUUGCAGCUGCUGGAAAGGAUGUCUUCUCGAAGGCCACUGUCCGCAUUGGAGCUCAGGUGGCAGGUGGGGUGCUGGGGGCAGCAGCCGCCAUCAAAUACAUUCCAAAGCCGUGGCUGAGAAACCUGGGUGAGCUGGCAGAGGGAGUGAAGCCCGGUGUCUCCUUAGCGGCUGGCGCCUUCUGUGAAUUUGCACUCGCCCUCGUCCUCAACCUUGCCAUCUUGUAUUCCAUGAGCACUAAGAGGAAGCUUGUGGGAGCGCUGGCGCCGCUUGUCAUCACUGUCGUGCUGGUGGUGGCUGGAGCAGGCUUCACAGGGCCUUCCAUGAACCCGGCACAUGCCUUCAGCUGGAACUACUUCCUGGAUGGCCACGACCGCGCGCAACACAUUGCUGUCUUCUGGGUGGCUCCAUUGUCGGGAGCAAUGGCCGCUGGCUUGUUAUGGCAUGCCGCCACCUCCCCUGCUGCCAAGCUAAAGAAGCGGAAGGCUCCGGCAAAGGCACCGGCCAAGGCUGCUGGAAAGGAGACAAAGAAGGCCCAGUGAUGAGACCGCAUUGCAGUAGCAAGGCGGUUCUUAUCGCGUGUGCACUGUGAAUCGCCGGGACAUUUGUGUUUUUCUUGUGAAAAUCAGGGUCACUUCAGUCCUGUGCUCCUGAAGCCACCCUGCUUACUCUGUCCUCAUUCUUUGAUUCUUUUGCUGCGCCGGCGGGAUUCCUGCCUCCCGCAAAUUGACGAGCGGCGGCCAAAAGUACACUUGAUUACCUGCAGCAAGGGUGCCUCAUGCGCCACUUGUGGCCCCUAGAGGAAGUGGCAGGGCCCCUGACUCAGGGGUGACAAAGGCUGUACUUCAGCAUUGUAAAGCCGCAGCUGGC
Molecule: messenger RNA, 1335 nt
Organism: Coccomyxa subellipsoidea C-169
Lineage: Eukaryota; Viridiplantae; Chlorophyta; Trebouxiophyceae; Coccomyxaceae
Product: aquaporin-like protein
Exons: 8
Coding region: 195-1007 (270 amino acids)
Biological process (GO): transmembrane transport
Cellular component (GO): membrane
Molecular function (GO): water channel activity
Source: RefSeq, a predicted model, not a curated record